GUCUCCAAGGAGGAAUUGACGGAGGCCCUAAGCCACAGCUUCCCGGACAUCAACAUGACGGAGCUGAUGACGGUGUUCGACACGGACGCCGACGGAAAGGUCAGUUACACGGAGUUCUCCCAGUUAUCCAAGGUGAUCUCCACCUUCGAGCUGUUUGACACGGACGGCAACGGCUUGAUCAGCCGCUCCGAGCUCAAGGCGGUCCUCCAGAGGCUGGACCCCAGAUUUGAUGACAAGCAGCUGGAAGAGCUGAUGAGCGGCAUCGACUUUGACAGCAGCGGAAAUUUGAACGUUGUGGAGUUUGUCAUGUACGUCGCCGACUACAGCGACGAGCUGGGCAUCAAGCUGGAGCAAACCGCCGCUAUCUUGGCGGGCGAGACGCCGGCUGCGGUGAUCGAGCUGUCUUGAGCAUGUCUGCAUUUACCCUAAGGUGGUGUGCAACACCUUUUCGGCCAUCCGAAAGCAGGAGUCUCCCUGCACAGAAACACCUUUGCGGGCCAA
Molecule: messenger RNA, 501 nt
Organism: Effrenium voratum
Lineage: Eukaryota; Dinophyceae; Suessiales; Symbiodiniaceae
Source: the annotation of a GenBank genome assembly